Molecule: messenger RNA, 675 nt
Organism: Aspergillus viridinutans
Lineage: Eukaryota; Fungi; Ascomycota; Eurotiomycetes; Eurotiales; Aspergillaceae
Exons: 1
Coding region: 1-675 (224 amino acids)
Biological process (GO): nucleobase-containing compound metabolic process
Molecular function (GO): nucleic acid binding; 3'-5' exonuclease activity
Source: RefSeq, a predicted model, not a curated record
AUGCCUCCAUCUUUGUAUGUCAACCUUGAAGGUGUGAAUCUCUGCCGCCACGGCAGUAUAUCAAUCAUCCAAAUAUAUGUCCUCCCAAACGAUCACACCUAUCUUGUGGAUGUGCAUAGCCUUGGAGAGGCGGCCUUCUCCAUGAGAUCCCAUGGCAAGAGGACACUUAGAGAAAUCAUGGAAUCAAGUACGGUUCCAAAAGUUUUCUUUGAUGUGCGGAAUGACUCGGACGCGCUAUAUAGCCACUUUGGGGUUGGCCUCAAUGGAGUCCAUGAUCUUCAGUUAAUGGAGUUUGCCACCCGCCGCCCCCCAAGGGGGUAUGUGAGCAGUCUGCAAAAGUGCAUCCAGAGGGAAGUCCAAAUGACCGCUGCAGAGCUGCACACUUGGAAGGCGACCAAGGAGAAGGGCUUAGAUCUAUUUGAUCCAGGGCGUGGAGGUAGUUAUGAAGUAUUCAACAUUCGACCUCUUUCAGACGAUAUUUUGAAAUAUUGUAUCCAGGACGUCAGGUUUCUCCCGAAGCUCUGGGAAGCUUACUACCCGAAGCUGAUGCCGAUCUGGGCGAAGAGAGUUGAGCUUGCCGUAAAAGACAGGAUCAUGUUGUCACAAUCAGCGGCAUAUCUACCAAAAGGUGAACGUAAGGCACGCGCCCCUCGUGAAUGGGAGCGCUACAUUUGA